UUCUUCUACUGAAGCCCAAAAAUGAGUCUCUGCUAAAUUUGAGGCUGGGCACAAGUCACGACCCAGCUUCAAACUGAAGCUGCGGACCCUAUUUUUGGCGGCAAGACCAAAUACAGCCUAAAGCCAAGUAGCUAACGCAGUUGAUCACUGAGGGUUAAGCUCAAGCUGAAGCAAUGGGAGAAGAAGAGCAGCGUCGCCAACCCCAUUCGCCCAACCCAGACACAGAAAUUACCGAAAACCCAACGGAGCAAGACUACGCUUGGCCUGCGAUUCGGUUCGAUGUUCCUCCACAGAGAACCUACCACUUCUGCCACCAGUUCAGAGCUUCUCCAAACCCCAACAACUUUCUCAAGGGCGUCAAAUGGUCUCCAGAUGGGUCGUGCUUUCUUACCAGUUCCGAGGACAAUAUGCUUCGUGUUUUCGCAUUACCAGAUUAUGGGAGUGAUAAUGUUAACGCGUGUUCUGUAGCUGCUGAUGAAGCUGCAGAUUCCUAUGCUGCAAACUGUGUUGUGAAUGAGGGAGAGUCCGUAUAUGACUUCUGUUGGUACCCAUACAUGUCUGCUUCAGACCCAGUUACCAGUGUUUUUGCAACAACAUCUCGUGACCAUCCAAUUCAUCUUUGGGAUGCUUCUUCUGGGCAGCUACGUUGCACAUAUCGUGCUUAUGAUGCUGUGGAUGAAAUCACAGCUGCCUUUUCAAUUGCCUUUAAUCCCACUGGAACGAAGAUUUUUGCUGGAUACAACAAAUCUGUUAGGGUGUUUGAUUUACAUCGUCCUGGUAGGGAUUUUGAACAGUAUUCAACUGUUCAAGGAAACAAAGAAGGCCAAACUGGUAUAAUGUCUGCAAUGGCUUUUUGUCCAACCCAUAGUGGAAUGCUAGCUAUAGGUUCUUACAGCAAGACUGCUGCAAUAUAUAGAGAAGAUAAUAUGGAACUCUUAUAUGUAUUGCAUGGUCAUGAAGGUGGGAUUACACAUGUCCAGUUUUCAAAGGAUGGAAAUUAUUUAUAUACUGGAGGCCGGAAGGAUCCUUAUAUACUAUGCUGGGAUAUGCGCAAAGCUGUUGAUGUUGUGUACAAGUUAUACAGGUCAUCAGAAGAUACCAACCAGCGAAUUCUGUUUGAUAUUGACCCACUCGGCCGACAUCUUUGUACAGGUGGCCAGGACGGUAUUGUUCAUAUCUAUGAUCUUCAAACUGGACAAUGGGUAUCAGGCUUCCAAGCUGCAUUGGAUACUGUUAACGGAUUCUCUUUUCAUCCUUUUCUGCCCAUGGCUACAUCUUCUUCUGGGCAGCGAAGAUUUGUUGGUCCUGAUGAUGGCAAUGAGGAAUUGCAUUUAAGUGGUGAAGAAAACUGUGCUUCUGUGUGGAGUUUCUCUGUUGCUUCAGUGGUGGAGAAUGAUGUUAACAUUGACGGUGAUGAUCAUAACAGCCAUAACCUGCACCAAGAUCCCUAGUCGUAUUACAAUAGCUUCUGUCCAACGAAGUGUGCACUCGAUAAUCCCUAUGAGCUUCGGUUACAUUUACAGCUUGGCCUGUGCAUCAUUUGCCUAAUUGUUGUAUAUUAAUUGUAUUACAAGGUUGCAAACAAGAUCAGUGCACCUAUAUGUAAAACACAAUUGUUUGAGCUCAAUUUUGAUGGGUGUAUCGUACAUUUCGACUUCGAAGCUUCUGCUGACUGAACUAA
Prunus avium (sweet cherry) is the source of this 1681-nucleotide messenger RNA. Its product is annotated as Transducin/WD40 repeat-like superfamily protein. NCBI's taxonomy places the organism in Eukaryota, Viridiplantae, Streptophyta, Magnoliopsida, Rosales, Rosaceae. Gene Ontology annotation, molecular function: protein binding. The record is from RefSeq and is a predicted model, not a curated record.